UAAAAAAAGUCUCCAUUGCGGUAGAUUUUCGUGUCACGGAGUUGCGUAAUAGGCUAUAAAGAAUACUGCGAUUUAAGCAGUAUUCUUUUUCAGAAAUAUGCAAAUAAUGUAUCUUAAAACGAUAUGCAUCAUCAUUCAAGAAUCGUGACAUGACUACAUCGGUUUGUCGAUUACACAACGUUGACUACUGAUCAACGCAUCGCUCUAUUGUAUUACGCGCGACAUAGCAUUACGUGUUUUCAUCGGUACGUAGGCUGUGUUCGGACUGUUCCGGCUAAACUCGGAAAUACUCGACGUCUCGUACGACAAGUCACAUAUAAUCGAUACUUUGGAGUAGGACUAGUAGGAGCCCAGUUUAGUUGUCAUCUACGUUCCGUUGUGUUGUUUUUCUUACGUCAAGUGCGUCAUGAGAGUGCGUACGCGUGUAACAUCCAUGUAAAAAAAAAUUAAUCUUGUCUUCGCUCCUUUAUUGUGUUUUCGUCGAAUAAAAUGCACUUUGAAAAUGUUGCAAGAGGAAGCUCUAUACAAGAGCACAUCUCCUCGGAAAGGCGAUGAAAUUCAAAAACUUAAUUUUAUACAAACAUUACCAAACCUGUUAGCUACAGAAACAGAAUCAUGUAUAACACGUGUAAUACCAAAACUGCAGCAGUCAUUAGCUACUGCAUCUACGGAAUUUCACAUUGCAGCUUCAAGUACAUUCAAAACAAUUUUAGAACAGAAACUUGUCAACCAUAAUGUUUUUAGUCGAACAUUCCUUCAAAGUAUCUUAGAUUCACUUGAAAAGCGUGAUCCAGUUAUCUGUCAUGCAUGGCUGGAGACCUUACUGGAUGUGAUAGAGUUACUGCCGAUAGAAACCAUAAGAAAGCAGAUACUUCCAUUGAGUCUAAACAAAGGGCAAUUAUCACAGCCUAUCUAUUCAAGGAUAAUAUGCAGCAAGAUAUUAGGAAAGAUUUGUACAAGAUUUGAAUCUGGUCUGAUACAGAAGGAAGUUCUACCAAUGGUACAUUCCCUCUGUCAGGAUGUAAAUAGUGAAGUACGAGCUAAUAUCUGCUUGCAGCUACGUUUCGUUGCUGAAGGCCUUAACGUUGACACUCUAAAAACCUCUUUGCUACCAUCUCUCGUAGAAUUAGCAAGUGAUGAAGAAAGCAAUGUAAGAUGCGCCGCUGUAGAAACAAUAGCGUAUUUGCUACCUUAUUUUCAAGAAGAAACAAUAAAAACUAUCAUAGUUCCACUUGUUAAAAAAUUAUGUGAAACUUCACAGUCUAUAUAUCACGACAAUAGCGUGAUAUGUAUAAUUUCCCAAGAAUUUGGAAAAAUUGUACUUGGCCUAGAAAAAUGUUUAUUACCCGCGGAAAAAACAUGGUUUUUAAAAUAUUAUCAACAACUUGCACAAAUGGGCAUUGUUAUAAUGAGGAAAGAAUCCAAGCAUCAUAUUCCAUUUAUGGAUAUUGAUCUUGACGAAGACGAGAAAUACGUGGAAUGCAGAAGAUGUUGCGCAUUUAAUCUUCCAGCAAUGUUCAUUUUUGUAUCGAAUUCUCCAGAUGAUACAGAUUCAUUGCUUCUUACAUUCACUGCAUUGGCAAGCGAUCAUUACUAUUUGGUUCGGAGAACUGUAGCGUGUGGAAUUCAUGAAGUAGCCAAAGUAUUGGGUCCAAAAAGUGGACGGAUAAAAACAGAUCUAAUAAAAUUAUUAAAAGAUAAUUCUGAAGAAGUUUUACAAGGUAUAGUUCCUCAUAUAGCAUUAAUUCUUGAAUGUUUGGUUGAAAGUCACGUUAUCGGCAUAGAUAAAAUGGAUUCCAUUGUUAUGGAAAUAGGUAGAGCUUUAUUGAAAUGUGAAUCAGAAAUAGCAGGUACACAUAAUUGGAGAUUAGUAUCUUUAAUACAUUCACAGUUUGAAGUAUUGCCUAAAUAUUUUCCAAGUGAUUUUAUAUAUUCAUAUUUUGUGCCAAUGGCUUUUUUCAGAAUAUUACAUGCUAGGGCAAUACCUAUUCGUCUCUCAUCGGGAAAUCUAUAUCUUAUAUUUUUACGUUAUAACAUAAAACCUGCGCAAAGAGUAGAACUUCGUACUAAAUUAUGUUCAGAAUUGGCCAAUAAUACGAAUUCUUACUCGAGAAUGAUGUUUGUUCGUAUAAUGAUAAAAGCUUUAGAAAUUUUCUCCUCUGCUUAUUUCAAGGAGCAUUUUUAUACUACUUUAUUAAGUUUGGCUGAAGAUAAUAUAGCUAACAUAAGAAUGAAAGUAGUUAAUUUGAUGCCUCAAUUAAAAAGUCUCCUCCGAAUACCGGCUGAUAAAAAAUUGUUAACUAUAUUAGAAACAACGGUGACGCAUUUAAUAAAUAGCGAAAAAGAUAGAGAUGUAUUAAAUUCAUUAACAAUUGUUAUAAAAAAAUUGGACGAGACAAUACUUAAAUAUGAAACCCGAACUCCAAGUGGAGUACUUUCAAAACAAGAAAUUGAAGAUAAUAGAAAAUUUGAAGAAGAAAAGAAAAUAUCAGGAAUGGCAAUUGGAAAAGUCCCAGCUCCGAAAAAAGGCGUAUGGCGACAAGCUGAUUCCUCGAAAGCGCCGCAAACAACCUCCAAAGAUAGCAUAACUUCUCCUCGUCCAUCAACUGAAUCAUUAAAAACAAGAAUUCAACUAACACACCCUUGGGAAAGAAUAGGGUAUACCAACUCAAAUAUUAGUACAACCCAUACUAACUUUGACAAUGGAUCGUGCAGUGAUUAUCUAAUGCAAAAGACUCAGCAAAGCCGAUCGAAAUUAUCAUUGCCCUUUAUAUUGUGGCCGGAAACGUGUGAAUGCAAUUAUGGGGAAGAAUAUACUUUUCAUUCUUGUCCCUCGUCCGAUUAUGCAAAAUCUGUUUUUUUGGCGAUCAUGAGAGAAAAUCGGCGAAGAUCGCAGCAAAAUUUUCUAUUAACUCGAGAUUAUGCUCGCGAAUUUUCCACUAACAUUGCCAGCAAGGACACUGCCACUGUAAGAACGCUUGCAGCUCACUAUAACUCUUGUUGGCCUUGUAGCUCUAUGCCCGAGAUACCGGUAAUGCUGUCGGAUGACGAAUUCCUUGUGGAUGCUGGUAUCAGGAUUCCGGUGCAAUUCUCUCAGAGUACUUCCAAGAUACCACAUUUACAAGAUUCCAUAUUUGGUAAGAGAAGAACCUCGUUCAAUCAUAUUCGGCCUACUGGCAUGAAUUUCGAUAAAGGAAAGCCUAAGAGAAAUUCUUCCGUUGAAUACGAAGAUUGUAUAAAAAGAAGAACCAAUACUGAUCAAUCUAAUCAUGCCAGAACUUCCAUCGAUUGCGAGGAUGGAUUAAGAUUGGUGAAGGAAAAUCAACAGCUUGGUAAGAAAGAUCCUGUAUAUGUUGGUCCAUUGAUAAGAUCGAGAUUUGGAUUCGGUGUAAAUCAAGAUAGGACGAUGGACGACAAAAUGAAAAGACGAAAUUCGUUAAUAUUAGAUAAAGACAAACCGAAAGUUGUACAGUCAAAGUGUACGUUAGACAGGACUAAAAGGAAUUCUGUAAAUUUCGAGAAAGGAAAGCCUAAAAGAAAUUUUUCGGCCGAGUACGAAGAUGGUAUAAAACGAAGAACCAAUGGUACUAAUCAUAUGAAAGGUAUACGAUUACGAUCGAUUGAUUAUGAAGAUGGUUUGAGUUUAGUGAAGGAGAAUCAACAGCAAGAUAAAAAAGAUCACUUAUAUCUUGGACCUGUGAUGAGAUCGAGGUUUGGAUAUAGCGUGAAUCAAGAAAGGGCAAUGGACGAUAAAAUGAAACGACGAAACUCAUUGAUAUUGGAUAAAGACAAGCCUAAAAUCGUCCAAACAAAGUGUAUGCUGGACAGGACUAAACGACAUUCUGCAAAUUUUAGUUUAAAAAUGUUGGAUACAAAAGAGACUAAAACUACUUUGAAGGAUCAGCAUAGCUUAGAAGUGACCGACUAUACACCGUCGGAACGAUUAAGCAGAGCUUUAAGACGAUAUUCGACAUUAGAUGUGAAUCAUAAUCAGGGACAUAGCAAAAUACCCUUAAGAAGUUUUGUACGUCGUAGUAGAACUGCACCUGCCACUAGGGCUUCCAGCCCUGUGGGCUCACAAUUUAGGUACGAAGAAAUCGAUAAGCUGUGCCGAAAAUUCGAGGAGUAUCAACUCUAUUAGUGUAAUUACAUCAAACGCAUUUACAUAUAAAAGGAGA
Molecule: messenger RNA, 4178 nt
Organism: Apis dorsata (giant honeybee)
Lineage: Eukaryota; Metazoa; Arthropoda; Insecta; Hymenoptera; Apidae
Product: serine/threonine-protein phosphatase 4 regulatory subunit 4-like
Exons: 16
Coding region: 503-4141 (1212 amino acids)
Cellular component (GO): protein serine/threonine phosphatase complex; cytosol
Molecular function (GO): protein binding; protein phosphatase regulator activity
Source: RefSeq, a predicted model, not a curated record